AUAAUGACGGUGCCUGGUGACAAUCUAUCUCUUGUAUGGGAUGAUUUGAAGAGUGGCAUCGAUGAUAUAUUUCGGCUAGAAACAAUAAAAAAGAGUAGAUAUAUGAAGCUCUACACACACGUCUAUAAUUAUUGUACAUUCGUUGAACCUCAGCAUCGUCCUAAUGUUGGCAAAAACACGAUGGAGGCUCCCGGUGGAAAGCUAGUUGGGAUGGAGCUGUACAAAAAGCUGAGGGAUUAUUUGAAACAACACAAAGGAGAUAAUCUUGUUGGAGGAGAAAUGCUUUCGUACUUCGAAAAGGCCUGGUCAGAUUUUCGCUUUGCUGCUAGCGUCCUAAAUGGUGCAUGCGCCUACUUAAAUCGUAACUGGGUAAAAAGAGAGUGUGAAGAAGGUCGAAAAAACGUAUACGUGGUUUAUGCACUUGCGCUCAUUACUUGGAGAGAACACCUUCUAAAGCCACAUAGCCGUGUUCUUAUUGGUGCAGUCCUAAGGGAAAUUGAGCGGGAGCGCAUGGGUGAAUCUCUUUCAACAUUACGGCUAAGGAAGAUAAUUGAAUGUCUAGUUGAAUUAGGUAUAACUUCUUCGGAUCAGCAGCAUACAUUCAACCACAACUCCAAUUUAUCAAGCUCUCCGUCUAUGCAUCCACCGCUUGCAUCUUGCCAAGCUGGUUCAGGACCGACUGGAAUUCCAUCGCAUGGCCAACUUCAGCCAACUAGCCUUCUACCUUCUUCC
Messenger RNA from Protopolystoma xenopodis, 732 nucleotides. NCBI's taxonomy places the organism in Eukaryota, Metazoa, Platyhelminthes, Monogenea, Polystomatidea, Polystomatidae. The record is from the annotation of a GenBank genome assembly.